Molecule: messenger RNA, 1398 nt
Organism: Gastrolobium bilobum
Lineage: Eukaryota; Viridiplantae; Streptophyta; Magnoliopsida; Fabales; Fabaceae
Product: transcription factor RAX2
Exons: 3
Coding region: 307-1197 (296 amino acids)
Source: RefSeq, a predicted model, not a curated record
AUAGUGAUAAGCAAUUGAAGCUAUAUAUAGAAGCUGUUCCCCCUUUGACUUCUGCUAUAUUUUUCUUCUGUCUGAAUCAGAAUUUGUUGGUGUCCACCCUCCCAAGUUUUGUCUGGUUGUGUUUCUUGAAAAUUUACAAAAGGCUAUAAGACAAUCAAUCAGUGAUCCAUUCUUGAGGACCCUUUGUGCUUCCUCAGGGUUUUCAUCCAUCAAAAGACCAAACCUAUAUUAAGAGAACUUAAUAGUCUCAUAGCAGAAAUCUAAGAGAGUGUGGUGUGUGUUUCAAGGGAGAAAGAAAGAGAAGAGAUGGGAAGAGCUCCUUGUUGUGAUAAGGCAAAUGUAAAGAGAGGACCAUGGAGUCCUGAAGAAGAUGCAAAGCUAAAGGAGUACAUGGAGAAACAUGGGACUGCAGGGAACUGGAUUUCCCUCCCACAAAAAGCUGGUUUGAAAAGAUGUGGGAAAAGCUGUAGACUCAGAUGGCUUAAUUAUCUCAGACCCAACAUCAAGCAUGGAGAGUUUUCCAUAGAUGAAGAUAGAAUAAUCUGCAGUCUCUUUGCUAGUAUUGGAAGCAGAUGGUCAAUAAUAGCAUCUCAGUUACCAGGCAGGACUGACAAUGAUAUCAAGAACUACUGGAACACCAAGCUUAAGAAAAAAAUGAUGGGAAUGAAUCUUUCAGCACUGAAGAAACCUCACCAAGUUACCUUUUCAUCCAUCCUUCAAAAUUCAACACCCUCUUCAUCCUCUUCAUCAUCUUCACCAAUAUCAUUCAGAGAUAGCCACAACUCUUACUACCACCCCCAUGUGUCUUUCACAGGCUCAGAGUCCAUUUCAUACUCUUCAAGUCUUUUGAGUGGUAAUUUUUCUACCUCCGCUAAUUCCAUUUUUCAAGCACAAGAACUUGGAUAUGGUGGAGAUGGAACUUUUGUUGAUCACAUAGGUGAGCUUAAUUACCUCUACAGUGGGGUGGAAGAUACUCAAAAGUUUAUGCUAUCCAAUGCUGGUAGGGUUAGUGGGUGGACAGAGGAAAAAAGUAGAUUAUGGGGAGAAAAUCCAUUAGAUUAUGGUCUAGAAGAAAUUAAACAGCUAGUAAGCAAUAGUAGUUGCAACAACUUUUUGUUUGAUGACAAGACAGAGGAAAGGGUCAUGCACUAUACUGAUGCUGAAUGUGGUCAAAAUCAAGAAUAUUUGAAAGGGUAAGCAAAGGGGAUGGGAAGAACUAGAAGAUUCAGAUUUGGACUUAGUUUGUGUUUUUGUGGGAAAAGGUGGUGUUUCAUGGAUCCACUUUCUUUGUUUACAGUACAUGUUGGAAGUUUCCUUUGUACAUUUACUUGGUGCAGGAAUAUUUAACCCCCACCAUUUGAACCAUAGAUGUGUCCAAAUCAGAAAGGAAAGAAAGAA